UUAAUCCGAUUUUGAAGCUUCUCUUUACUUAAUCACCACCUCUCUCUCUCUCUCUCUCUCUCUCUCUCGUCCUUUCUGUCGUGUUAUUUCCGCGUCACAGUCCACUCCUUCGUCUUCUCUCCCUCCCUCUUGUGUCUCUUUCUCAGUCAAUGCAUAAAAGAAAGAACCACUGCCAUCACCACCACCUCGAUCUCUCUCUCUAAAGGAAACUAUCUCUUAAACUUCAACAACUAAAAAAUGCUGCUGCUCUGGCGGUUCUUGAUCCUGGCAGCUAGUCUCCUGACUAUGUCGGUGGUUUCCUGUGCUACUUUUCUCCCUCUCCACAGGGCAUUUCCUUUGAACCACACACUCGAACUCGACCAGCUCAGGGCUCGGGAUAGAGUCAGGCAUGCACGCCUCUUGCAGGACGUUGUUGGCGGUGUCGUCGACUUCUCAGUCCGAGGCUCUCCUGAUCCUUAUCUCAUCGGGAUCGAUGGAUCUUCAACGCCCUUACUCUAUUUUACAAAAGUGAAGCUGGGCUCUCCUCCUAGAGAAUUCAAUGUGCAGAUUGAUACAGGAAGCGAUGUCUUAUGGGUUACCUGCAGUUCCUGCAGCAAUUGUCCCCAAUCCAGUGGCCUUGGAGUUCAGCUUAAUUACUUUGAUACUGCCAGCUCAUCAACCGCUGGGUUAGUCCCAUGUUCGCACCCUAUUUGUACUUCAGAAAUGCAAACCGCAGCAACUGAAUGCUCUCCUCAGAGUACUCUGUGCAGUUACUCGUUCCAAUAUGGAGAUGGAAGUGGGACAACGGGUUUUUAUGUUUCUGAUACCUUUUAUUUUGAUGCUGUUUUAGGCGAGUCCUUGAUUUCCAACUCUUCAGCUGUCAUUGUCUUUGGAUGCAGCACUUUCCAGUCUGGGGACUUGGCUAAGACUGAUAAAGCAAUUGAUGGAAUACUUGGAUUUGGCCAAGGUGAUCUCUCUGUCAUUUCACAAUUGUCAUCUCACGGAGUAACACCCAGAGUAUUCUCUCAUUGCUUGAAAGGAGAGGGCAAUGGUGGUGGCAUAUUAGUACUUGGUGAGAUUUUGGAGCCAGGCAUAGUUUAUAGUCCCCUUGUGCCAUCACAGCCUCAUUAUAAUUUAAAUCUUCAGAGCAUUGCUGUCAAUGGACAACUGUUAUCAAUCGAUCCAGCUGCUUUUGUCACAUCAAGUAACCGAGGAACUAUUGUUGACUCUGGAACAACUUUGGCAUACCUUGUGCAGGAGGCAUAUGAUCCUUUCGUCAGUGCUGUAACUGCAAUGGUCCAACCAUAUGCGACUCCCACUAUAUAUAGAGGAGAUCAGUGUUAUCGAGUCUCCAACAGUAUUUCUGAGGUUUUUCCUCCAGUCAGUUUAAACUUUGCCGGGGGUGCAUCGAUGCUGUUAAAGCCAGAAGACUACCUUAUACGUGUUGGUUAUCCAGACGAAGCUCCAUUAUGGUGCAUCGGUUUUCAGAAGGUUCAAGGAGGAGGGUUAACAAUUUUAGGAGAUCUUAUUCUAAAGGAUAAAAUUUUUGUAUAUGAUCUGGCUCAUCAGCGGAUUGGAUGGGCGAACUAUGACUGCUCAUUAUCUGUGAAUGUCUCUGUAACUUCUAGCAAGGAUUUCAUCAAUGCAGGACAGAUGAGUGUGAGCGGCUCAUCAAGCGACAUGCUCUUCAAGCUGUUUCCUCUAAGCAUUAUUGCUCUCCUAAUGCACAUAUUAGCUUUGAUGAAUCUUCAAAAUUUUGUAAUUUAAAUCACAGGUUGAAGGUUCAAUUCUUUGUCCUCAUCGGAAUCAGCUUAGCUUUCUUUUAUUUAUAGUGGGCAGCAAGGCAUGUCCUUUACUAUAGUGGUAGCUGUUAUAUACUUCCUCAUCAUUUCUUAUUGCUGGUGACUCGGGCAGCUUCCAUUCUUCAAAUGGGGAAAUUCAGCAAUUUUCUUGUAACGGAUCAUCUCCAGUGCUGCCGGAAUUGUAAAUUAUCUAGGCAUGGUCAGGUAAUGUAUCAGAAGCUAUUCACAGAUUCUCAUCAAGUAAACAAAUCUUCUGGUUAGGCAACUUUUGGGAUAGGUAGAGAUAGAAAUAGUGAACAUUUUUUAUUAAUAUUCUGCUUUAUAUCCCAAACUUUGUUAAGUGCCCAUUUCUGUGAACUUUUUAGUUCACUCAGGAUUAUAAAUCCAUGUUCUCCGAAUAUGAAAGGCUUGGGUACGUGAAAGGAUACCCCACUAUACUGCUUUUAGCUUUGAGAUGAGUAAACAUCCACUAAUUCUGUGUCA
Messenger RNA from Manihot esculenta (cassava), 2264 nucleotides. Its product is annotated as aspartic proteinase 36. Lineage: Eukaryota; Viridiplantae; Streptophyta; Magnoliopsida; Malpighiales; Euphorbiaceae. The record is from RefSeq and is a predicted model, not a curated record. Gene Ontology annotation, molecular function: aspartic-type endopeptidase activity. The coding region runs from base 238 to 1746 and encodes 502 amino acids. Gene Ontology annotation, biological process: proteolysis. The transcript has 11 exons.